AUGUGUACGAUUUACGUCAGUUACAUGAAGAGUGAUGGGAAGCAACUGUUGGUCCUUUUCAGCACUAUGCCAUCUCAACAGGUGAGUUAUCUUACCAAAUACCAGGUGGCAAUCAUUCUUGGUGGUUUAUUUUCGUAUUGUAGCGAUACAGCAAUUUCAAUCGAUGAUGACGCAACAGAAGAAGAGAUACUAGACAACAUGAGGUUAUAUAAGCAAGUCAUUGAAUCUAUAAAAAACCAGCCUUGGAGGAUGAAAAGGAAAUACAAAAUACUACGGCGCGCAAAGUCUUACGUUAGCAAGCAUGAAGGUGAACUUGCUCAGAGCAAGCGAUCAAAAGACAUCUUUGCUAAGUACAAACUUAUGGUGAGCAAGUGGUCCCAGAGGUGCAAAAGGGAGCUGGCAAACCUUGUAGUCACUCUAACUCCCUGGGAAAUGAGGAUCAAAAGAAUUGAAAGUCAUUUUGGAUCCGUUGUCGCUUCUUAUUUCACGUUUCUUCGUUGGGUGUUUUGGAUAAACGUUUUCAUCACCACAUUUGUUUGCUGUUUUCUUAUGGUACCCGAGGUCUUGCGAGGCCAAGACGAUCCAACAGGAAUGAGGAAAGAAAUCGAAAGUGAAGAGCAAGAUAGUGCUCUGAAUCUUAAGGCAAUAUGGGAUUUUGAGGGUUACCUGAAGUAUUCGCCAAUCUUUUAUGGCUAUUACAGUAACAGAGAAAUGACCGAAGAAGGUUAUCGUCUACCUUUGGCUUAUUUUCUCACUUCCUUAGCUGUGUAUAUCUUCAGCUUUUUUGCUAUUCUUAGAAGAAUGGCGGAAAAUUCCCGGAUGAGCAAGUUAUCUGAAAAGGAGGACGAAUAUACAUUCGCGUGGAAGCUUUUUACCGGAUGGGACUACAUGAUUGGACACGCAGAAACAGCUUUCAAUAAGACUGCGUCACUGAUCAUGAGUUUCAAAGAAGCAAUUUUGGAAGAAAAUGAAAAGAAGAAGGAAGAGCGGAAUUGGAAGGUCAUUAUCUUGCGAAUCAUAGCGAACUUCAUGGUCAUCAUUCUUCUGGCAUCCAGUGCUUAUGCCGUCGUGUUGGUUGUCAAGCGAUCUCAAGAACCAGAGGCCGAGUCGAGUUGGUGGAGGCAAAAUGAAGUGACCUGCGUCGUUUCCUUCAUUUCCAUUAUAUAUCCAAACUUGUUUGAAGUGAUUGGUAUGUUGGAACAAUACCAUCCUCGUGUACAGCUUCGAUGGCAACUUGCCCGAAUCCUGAUGCUGUACUUGUUGAAUCUGUACACUCUCAUUCUGGCUCUGUUUGGUAAAGUGGACACAAUGACAACUGCAUUAUUCGAGUUGAAGGCAAACAUCAGUGCAAUGAUAGAGCAGAGGACCACCUUCCCGACAGUAUUCACACCAAUCGUGUAUUACCCAACUUUAAAUACUACAGCACUUGAGCCUUUCCAGACAAUCAUCAGCUUAAGUCUAAAGUUAUUGGAUCCAGAAGAUGAGGACGUUCAAUCUAAAACGGUUGGUUGUGACUUGGCAAUGGUAAUGAAUUGUACAACUCUUCUUUUGUCUUGGAUACAAAAUUCAACGAGUGAGAACAAACCAAGUCUAAUAAAUAAACGUAUUUUUAUACGGCAAAGGGGGGAAGCUAAAGGUCAAAACUCUUUCAGUGAUGAUACUUGGAACAACAAUGACAGUUUUCACAAUUCGUUCAGUAUCAAAAGUAAUAACGAGAGUUCUGAAUGGUUAACUUUUUGGAACUACAGUAAUGUACCAGAUUCAAAUGCCACUUGGGGUAACAGUAAUGAAUGGGGAUCAUCAAGACCAACCCAAUUAACUGUUGAUGAUGAGAACUCGUUUUUUGACUAUAAUGCCCUAAACAAAAUUUUUGAGGCAUCUUUCAACAAUUUGAAUAAUUCGUAUAAACAUUCUCAUUUGUUAUUCUUAAAUAAAACAUUAUGGAAUUGGUUAGCUAAUAAUCGCCGAGAACUGGAUGAUGGCACGAAUGAGUCCAUUCAAAAGUGCAUAGUUUCUAUAUCAAAAUGUGCGGGAGAAUUUGAAAAAGCGUCAGAAAAUAACAUUUUAACACCAUCGACGUCGUCCAUUGAAAAAGACCUUUUAGUAACGACAAUCAGUAAAGCUCCAACAGCAUCCUAUACUGUAGCUGAAGACUCUACAACACAGUCAUUUAUAACAGACACUGGAACUGGUAAUGUCUCUACCUUAUCAAGCUGUGAUGGUGUGGAAUGUAUGUCUGACAGUACUGAAGAGUCGACGAUUAUGAAUGAAGUGUCAACAUUCCCUGAUGAAUGUGUAGGUGAUAAAUGUAGUGAUGAGGAAAAUAUCGUUGAACUUAUUCUUCAAAGUGACGAAUCUACCAGAGAACAACUUAGAAAAUUAUGUUGGGAAACCAUGUUUGGACAGGAAUUGGUAAAGUUGACCGUGAUGGACUUAGUUAUGACGAUAAUCAAUAUAAUUUUGAUGGAUUUCAUACGAGCUGUUUUUGUACGCUACGCUAAUAAGUGCUGGUGCUGGGACUUAGAAAAGAAAUUUCCAGGAUAUGGAGACUUCAAAAUAGCUGAAAAUAUUCUACAUCUAGUCAACAACCAAGGAAUGAUAUGGAUGGGAAUGUUCUUCAGCCCUGGCCUGCCUGCUCUCAACACUGUGAAACUUUGUAUCCUGCUAUAUGUGCGAAGCUGGGCUGUCCUAACCUGUAACAUUCCUCAUGAAACAGUCUUCAAGGCAUCAGGGUCGAACAACUUCUACUUCGCAUUGCUUCUCAUUAUGCUCUUUCUUUGCACCCUUCCUGUGGGAUUUGCAAUAGUUUGGCUCGAACCUUCUUGGCAUUGCGGCCCUUUCAGUGGCUAUGGCCGGAUCUACGGAGUCUUCACUGGUUACAUCGAGAAUGUCCUGCCUUCUUGGAUGAAUAACAUAAUUGAGUAUCUGACCUCACCUGGAGUGGUGAUUCCACUGCUUUUGUUACUUGUAUUGAUAAUCUAUUAUCUGAUGUCAUUGACUGGUUCACUUCGUGAGGCCAAUAAUGACUUAAGGAUGCAACUACGAAGG
Molecule: messenger RNA, 3048 nt
Organism: Limulus polyphemus (Atlantic horseshoe crab)
Lineage: Eukaryota; Metazoa; Arthropoda; Merostomata; Xiphosura; Limulidae
Product: transmembrane channel-like protein 3
Exons: 18
Cellular component (GO): plasma membrane
Molecular function (GO): mechanosensitive monoatomic ion channel activity
Source: RefSeq, a predicted model, not a curated record